AUGUCUCUUUUCCGAAACCUCUUCCGCUCACACAAGCAAGAAGCAGAUGCACCUGCUCGGCCCCGUCUUCCUUGGCUGCGUUGCUCCCAGUCAGCUACAGAUGUCCUGGGUGCGCAUCUCCAGCGCAUCCCAGGCGCUGCAGUUUGGCCUCGAGGUGACGAGACCGGUGCUUUUGCAAGUGGUCGGAGUACACCUACCCUCCUCCCUCCUCCCUCUCCUUCUUCCUCGGGUCAUGAAGACCCUAUCAACACCGAGCCUUCCCGUGAAAGCUCGUUUCGCCAGAACCCGGCGAAAUCUGACGGAGGGGAGAGCCAUUACGGCUCUCACUAUCAUCUUCGCCCCGCUUCAGUUCUUGAGAGAGAUCCCAUCAGCUCUCUCAGUAGUGAGUCUAGCAGACCCAGCCGCCUGAAUCGACUGGACCCGGCCAGAGCAAAAGAGGCCUUCAACGCAAUGGCAGCUCGGCUCAGCCUCCGGCUGAGAAUCCCCGCUGAAGAGCCUACGACUGCUGAAGUCAUCCAAGAGAACGUCGGCGCUGGCAACUCCUCCCAGCGCCGACACCGGUCCCUUGGAAGACUUCGCCCGGUAAAAUCGAUCAUGGUGUUGGCAAAGGCCUCCCAGGUGGCACCGGCGCCCUCUCCAAAGCUGCGCCGAACCAAGACGUUUGCGGACCUCCUCCGUCGUCCCGAGCCGAUGACUUCGCUCCGCGGCAUCGAGGUCGAGAGGCUCGCUUAUCUUGGAGGGGAGGAUUUCGUCUGGUUGCCUUCCAGUUGUGCACCAUGCCCAGUACAGCUGCCUAAUUGCAUUGCUAAAUCAAUUAGGUAUUUGCGGAAAAUUGGUGAGUGCCCUUUUCGUCUGAUCUUCCUUUUCAUCCCAUGCAACGGUACCUAUGGGGGCGAUCUCUUCGUUGAGCCCGGCAACCUCAAGAAAGCGAUUCGCCUGUACGACUACUUCGCGCACCAUGUGCUGUCUGCUGCCAACGAUGAGCACGGAAUCGCAGUGAACAUGCGUGUGGUUACCAUGCCGACCUGGGCAAAGGCUGAGAAACUGCCAGCACGCAGUGUUGGCUGGACCAUGAAAGCCUUACUGGCUGGACUGCCUGGAGGGAUCCUUGGGUCUACUGAGCUGUACAACACCUUGAAGGAGAUUUAUCAUCUCCAGGGCGCCGCCGCUGAGGCUUUUCCAAGGGCGAUCCGUUGUCGGCUCAUCUCUCUCGCCAUCGUGGCUUCUACCAGGGAAAUGCAGUGUGCCCUGAUCUGCGCCAUCUUCGGGCUUCUCACUGAACUGCUUGAAGAUACCCCCGGGUACCCGCUCCGGGAGGUGGCAAGUACCUCGCGGGCUGAUGGACUGGCGUGGGCAUUUGGACCGCUGUUGACCGGAACCGAGAAAGGAACCGGAACUGGGAUGGAAGCUACUGAGCGGGAUCGCGAAGAUGUGCAGGUCAAAGGGGCCGCCCAGGUGAAGCGGGAGAUCGAGGCGGAACGCGUGGCGGGGAUGCUCCUUGACCUCUGGCCGGAUAUCAGCUACAACCUCAAGGGGGUGGGCCAAAAUCUACACCACACAUCUUGCCGAAUAUGA
Molecule: messenger RNA, 1575 nt
Organism: Penicillium subrubescens
Lineage: Eukaryota; Fungi; Ascomycota; Eurotiomycetes; Eurotiales; Aspergillaceae
Exons: 3
Coding region: 1-1575 (524 amino acids)
Source: RefSeq, a predicted model, not a curated record